AUACUUUGACGGCUUUUAGGUACCCUGUGUUGAUGGCUAUCGUAGAAGUAAAAGAGACUGGGGCGAGUAGUGUUGGCAGUGUUCAGAGAGUAGAGUUCUAGCCAUGCUGUCUGCUGGUCGCAUGCUUGCUGGGGGCAUAGUGAAGCCUUGUCUUUUACAAGGGUCACUGCGUGGUCUCUCAAGGACAGCUGUUGCUCUACAGAAAUCCUCCCCACAGAAGCUACGAGAUGAUUUUGGCACUACCUCAUUUGAUGUACCAUCAAUGACGAGACUAUUAGAUCAUGACAACCAUGAAAAGAGAGAGAAAUUCAGGAAGAUCUUAUCAGAAGACCCGUUAAUGAAACCCAAGUAUAAUAUUUCUGUGGAUGAAGAACGGGCGUUAGCUCUGAAAAGACUCAAGAAAUUAUGUGACCAAGGGUUUAUCUCUGUCCUCGACUUCAGACACAAUCCACGCUGGAUCUUUGCAGCACAUGAACUUGCUGCUGUUGUAGAUGGUUCCAUGGCCACUAAGAUGACUGUCCAGUUUAAUUUGUUUGGUGGGACAGUACUUAAACUGGGAACAGAGAGACACCACAGUAAACUAUUGAAGGGCAUUGACUCCCUUGAAGAUGUUGGUUGCUUUGGUCUGACUGAGCUAGGAUAUGGCAACAAUGCCGUCCAGAUGGAAACAACCGCAACUUAUGACAACGAGACCCAGGAAUUUAUCGUCAACACCCCCAGCACACUUGCUCAGAAGUACUGGAUCACCAACGGAGCAUGUGAUGCACACCACAUUGUUGUGUUUGCCCAGUUGUAUGUCAAUGGCAAAAACGAAGGAAUCCAUGGUGUUCUGGUGCCAAUUCGUGACAAGAAUCUGAAAGAAAUGCCUGGAUCAAGUAUUCAUGACAUGGGUCCCAAGAUGGGGCUUAAUGGAGUAGACAAUGCCAAGUUCAUAUUUGAUAACGUGAGAGUACCUCGUGAGAACCUACUCAACCUGUACUCUGAUGUAGAUGCUGAUGGUAACUACACAACUGUUGUAGAUGGCAAUAUACGUAAGAGGUUUCUUACAGUUGCUGAUCAGUUGUUGUCUGGGCGACUUUGCAUCGCCAGCAUGUCACAAGGCGUGUCCAAGGCCUGUAUCACAAUCGCCACAAGGUAUUCAGCCACAAGGCUGACUGUUGGCCCAGAGGGCAAGUCCGACACCCCGAUACUGAAGUACCAGUUACAGCAGCUAGCACUUAUGCCUCUCCUGGCCAAGACGUAUGCCUACGACUUUGCUCUCUCGUAUGUCAAGGAUUGCUGGGCCUUUAAGGCGGAAGACGGUUCUGACCACGCGAACAUCGUGACCAUGUGCUGUGUGAUAAAAGCCCUGACUGGCUGGCAUGUGGGCGAGGCAGCCUCAAUUUGCCGUGAGAGGUGUGGGGGGCAAGGCUACCUGUCCUGUAACCGAUUCGGUUCCGCCAUCGGCUACGCCCACGCCGCCAUGACAGCAGAAGGCGACAAUGCGGUGCUGAUGCAGAAAGUUGCCACCGAGAGGCUGAUGGUGUUCAAGCCAUCCAAGGAGAAGUCCCAGGUGGGUGAGGUUGACCUGAGUGCUGUCGACUCCCUGCACAAGCUACUAGAGGCGCGUGAGCAGGCACUGUUUAUAGAGCUCGGCCUCAAGAUGAAAAAAGCCGGCAAGGACCGCUUCAAUGUCUGGAUGUACGAGGAGCAAGAUUUGGUGCAGGCUAGUGCUCAUGCAUAUGGUGACAGGCUGGUCAGCGAGUGCUUCGCUAGUGCUAUUUCUCGCUCGGACGCAUCACUACAACCAAUCCUUAGCAAGCUCUAUCAUCUCUUCCUUCUCACCCAAGUCCAGAAAGGCCUUGGGUAUUUCACCACAUCGAAGCUGCUACCGCUGGAGACUGGGGCGAAGGUUGGUAAGGCUGCCGCUGGGCUAUGCAGGGAAGUGUCACCGCAGGCUCUGUCGUUGUGUGAUGCGUUUGGGAUGACUGAGGAGAUGCUGAGCGCGCCGAUCGCGAGAGACUGGGUCGACUACAACGUGACUGACAACUUGGGCGAGGUCGCUUGAACAUCACCAUGGGACGCUUUUAUUCUGUCUUAUUCCGGCCAGGGACCAUUGCAGUUUUGAAUGUUUUUGUAAAUACACUAUUUGGGAUGUGUUAUAGAUAGAGCGUUUGUCAUUCCAAAUAAAAACAAUGGAAGGUUAAA
Molecule: messenger RNA, 2187 nt
Organism: Nematostella vectensis (starlet sea anemone)
Lineage: Eukaryota; Metazoa; Cnidaria; Anthozoa; Actiniaria; Edwardsiidae
Product: acyl-coenzyme A oxidase, peroxisomal
Exons: 6
Coding region: 104-2047 (647 amino acids)
Biological process (GO): fatty acid beta-oxidation using acyl-CoA oxidase; lipid homeostasis
Cellular component (GO): peroxisome
Molecular function (GO): fatty acid binding; acyl-CoA oxidase activity; FAD binding
Source: RefSeq, a predicted model, not a curated record